Molecule: messenger RNA, 2427 nt
Organism: Cryptotermes secundus
Lineage: Eukaryota; Metazoa; Arthropoda; Insecta; Blattodea; Kalotermitidae
Product: beta-1,4-N-acetylgalactosaminyltransferase bre-4
Exons: 2
Coding region: 529-1536 (335 amino acids)
Biological process (GO): glycosphingolipid biosynthetic process; carbohydrate metabolic process
Molecular function (GO): N-acetyl-beta-glucosaminyl-derivative 4-beta-N-acetylgalactosaminyltransferase activity
Source: RefSeq, a predicted model, not a curated record
CUCGCCCCAGUAGAAUAUAUAUAGACAAGUUAAGAAAGGGCUGUAAGCCUGCUCAUAAUUAUGGAAGCCCGAAAAGUCUUCCAAAAACUUAUAAGAAGCUAAGUACACAGGAUUCAAUAACACUUCCAGAAUUAUCUCAUAUGAUGUCGCCUAAAUUAUGGUGUUGGCGACCCUGUAACCUGAAAAGUGAUUCGUGAAGCAGGGUUGUAUGUUUUAUGAUUCUUCCAUUCAGGCGUAAGGUGAAGGAAGUCAAAUUUUCGUUUUAUAUCUGAUUGACCACUUCGUUCAUGGAACUUGGUUAAAUGGAAACGUAACGUUUUCUUAAAGCAAAUAAUAACCACUGCCUGCCUAAUAAUACUCAAUCUUUGGCAUGUUACGAUGUCUGGUAACCAGUUUAUGUGCUGUUAGAAUGGCAUUUAAACUCUGAUUCAUCAUGAUAAGCAUCAAGAAAGAAUACUAGAAGAGGGAAGUAUUAUUUGCCCAUCAUUAAGCCAUAGAUCUGAAGGAGGCAGUGACAAUGAAACAGUUAUGUUGACAAGGGCUGUAAUUAAUAUCUUCCAAAGCAAAGAUAUAAUUAAGAAGAUUAUAUUGAGCAUAGUUAUUAUAUUUAUUUGUUGUUGUAUGUUGCAUCCUGGUCGUUUCGCAUCAUCACAUUAUCAUUACAUCAAAUACUCUGAUAUUUCAAAUGAGUUGGAACCAACACCACAUGCCUUAGCAUUGGUGAAAGAAACUGAUAAGCCUCUGUGUUCACUCAUUCCUAAUGAAUUAGAAACCUCAUUACAGUACCCUAAUGAAUCUAUACGAGAAUAUGAUAUUAGAUAUUUAGCAGAUAGGCUUAACAUUGAAAAAGGUGGAGCAUGGAAACCACCAGAAUGUAUAUCUCAACAUGAGGUCGCCAUUGUCGUGCCCUAUCGAAACCGUACCAUGCAGUUACAGAUAUUCUUGUCUUAUAUGCAUCCAUUUCUCCAGAAACAGAUGUUAAAUUACCGAAUUUUUAUCAUUGAACAGUGGACUAAAGGUGCUUUCAAUCGUGCCAAACUAUUAAAUAUAGGUUAUGCUGAAGCUUUGAAAAUAUUUCCAUAUCACUGUUUCAUAUUUCAUGAUGUAGAUUUAAUUCCCCAGAAACUGAGCAAUAUGUACGCCUGUACCCAUCAGCCGCGCCACAUGUCUUCCAGUUUAAAUACAUUUCGUUAUAACUUGCCAUACAAAGAGUUGUUUGGAGGGGCAGUUGCCAUACUUCAGAAGCAAUUUGAACUAGUUAAUGGUUUCUCAAACAUAUUUUACGGCUGGGGAGGAGAGGAUGAUGAUUUUCAAAGCCGCAUAAUAAACAGAGGCAUGUCAUUGUGUCGUUUUUCACCAGAAGUUGCAAGGUAUACAAUGUUAGCUCAUUCAAAAGAACUGCCAAGUGAAAAUCGGUUUCUGAAUCUCAGAUCAGGAAGAGAUAGGUUUGAAACUGAUGGAGUGAACACACUCAAGUACACGAUCAUUAAAAUGGUUUAUUACCCAUUAUAUACCUGGAUAUUAGUUGAUUUAUAAACACAGCUCUGCCACUUGAGAUCACUUUUCUGUCAAUUUAUAUAUUACUUUUAUGACUGAAGCAAGUAAUUGAACCACUGUAAAGGAUUGCAUCAGUGUUCACUCAAUAUAAAAUCUUGUAGGUAUACCAACUUGUGAAAGUAAUUUAUUAUUAUUAUUAUUUAAGAAUUAAAUUUGUUGUGUGUCUAUAAUUCUCUAAAUUUACUGUAAAAUACUCAAAAAAUACCUGUUACAGACCUGUACUAAUUCUGGGCACCAGUUGCUAUGGCACCUAACAUUUUCGUGGUUGCACCUAUAUGUUCUUCCUCUUAUAUUUCUCAUAAGGAAAAUUAUUUUUAUCCCUCUUAUAGAUGUUGUAUUUUUAUUCCCACCCCUACUUUCUUGUGCCUGUUUAUUUGUUUCUCCUGUUGUCAUUCCUCUCCCUCUUCCCUUUCCAUCGCAUAACAUUUCCCCCACUGCUUUCUCUGAUCAUAUUGUCACGUGUUUAGUGAUUGUAGACAGGGUUUGGAGUGUAAUCAGAUUUAUUGGACUCCUAAACUUGUAACUACGAUUAAUUACAGUGCUACCACUGAUUCACACACUCUACAAUACACUACAGCACACACCAAGUCUUCUCAGUCUGCUGUGUCUUCACCAGUUGCCGUCUGGUAACAGCCUCCAAUGCUGUAGAUUCCUCAGCUUCUGUGUUCCACAGCCUUGGUCCUUGCUGGCUGGCACAUAUUUCACAGCCAUGUCUGACAUCUGUUGGUGACCCCUUCCUGUUAUUGGCUAGUGCUGACUGCAUGCAGAUUCUCUGUGUUCAAACUCACUCAACUCACUUGCUUGAAACCAAGUCCAAGUCACAUUGUGACUGACAGUCGGUUGGUCAGUCAGUCAGUCAGUAAGUGUUGG